Messenger RNA from Micromonas pusilla CCMP1545, 849 nucleotides. RefSeq lists its product as uncharacterized. Bases 1 to 849 code for a protein of 282 amino acids. Lineage: Eukaryota; Viridiplantae; Chlorophyta; Mamiellophyceae; Mamiellales; Mamiellaceae. Gene Ontology annotation, biological process: inositol metabolic process; phosphatidylinositol phosphate biosynthetic process; signal transduction. The transcript has a single exon. Gene Ontology annotation, molecular function: inositol monophosphate 1-phosphatase activity. The record is from RefSeq and is a predicted model, not a curated record.
AUGACGGAAGAAGUCGACUACGCGAAGUGCCUCGAGGUCGCGCUCGACGCCGCGGAGGCCGCGGGCGCGGAAAUUCGCGACGCGUGGCACGCGGAGAGGGACGUGGAGUACAAGGGCGCGGUCGACCUCGUGACGGCGACGGAUAAAAAGUGCGAGGACAUCAUCUUCGCGAAGCUCGCCGCGGCGUUCCCUUCGCACGUCCUCGUCGGCGAGGAGUCCGUCGCCGCAUCGGACGGGGUCAUCCCGCCGAUGACGGAUAAGCCGACGUGGUACGUCGACCCGCUGGACGGGACGACGAACUUCGUGCACGGGUGGCCGUUCUCGUGCGUGUCCAUCGGCCUCACGGUCGGUAAGACGCCCGCGCUCGGGGUCGUCCUCAAUCCCAUCCUCCGCGAGACGUUCACCGCGAUCAAAGGCGAGGGCGCGCGCCUCAACGGGGACCCGAUAUCGUGCAGCAAAGUGUCGGACAUCGGCAGAGCGCUCAUCGGCACGGAGAUCGGCGUCGGGAGGGACGAGGCGACGGUCUCGGCGAUCAUGGGCAGAGUGCGACGUUGCGUCGAAGUCAGUCGGAGCGUCCGAUGCAGCGGCUCGUGCGCGAUGAACAUGGUCUCCGUCGCGAUGGGUCGCCUGGACGCCUUCUACGAGAUCGGGUUCGGCGGUCCGUGGGACUGCGUCGGCGCCGCGGUGAUCGUGACCGAGGCGGGCGGCGUCGUGCUCGAUCCGAGCGGCGGGGAAUUCGUCUGCGACGCGCGGCGGGUGUUGUGCGGAAACGCGUCGAUCGGCCCCGCGUUGGUGGACGCGCUGAGGGGGAUCGAGGACGGGCCGCUGGAGCCGCGCGCGCCUCGUUAG